CUAAUGGUUUCAACCUUAGACGAGUGUAAACUUUAGAUAAGUGUGUGUGUGUGUGUAUGUGCUCCCUAAUAAAACACGAAAACAAUCGUCUGAAGUGUCUUCGAGUCGACUGGUAGGCAGUGGGCACGUGUACGGCUCUGAUAAUCGAAAGACGAGUGCUUUCCAGUAAUGUAUACAAACGACACUGUGUAACACAGUGUGUUAACUGUGCUUUUUAACUUGUGCUUUCCAACUACGACAUAAGUCGACACAAUUGUACAUAGCUGAGAUGUGUUCGAAUACUUCGAAUGUGUCGACUUGUGUCGUAGUUGGAAAGCACAGGUUCGCACACAUUACAAUGUCGCCUGUAUACGUUAUUAGAAAACACUGCAGUUUAGCUGUAUACGAUUGUAUCAACUUGUUGGAAAGCACCGUUAGAAAGCACCCAGAGAUUUCAAGUUCAGUGUGUUGAUGUUUUACUGAAGAUCAUAAUUAAUACAGAAAAUGCAUGUUUCCUGUGCUUGCCAAAUUAUAAUUUGAAUGGUGACGGACAUAGUGCUAAACGAAAAACAGUACAAAGAAGAAGUAAAGUCUGGUGGAAAAGGUGGUGGUACAACUAAUUUAAGAAACCACUUAAAACGAAAUCACGCAGGAAAUAAAGAAGUAAAAGUAGCUUUAGGAGAAAGUGAAACAAGUAAUAAAAAGGCUUCUAACCCGGAAGAAGCAAAUUCGAGUCAGUUACAAUUAUUAUCAGCGACAUCUACCUCUACAUCCAUGCCCAUGGACCUAUCUGAAUCUAAUUUAACAACUACUACUUCUUCACCAGUACCUAGUCUGUCAGAAUCAGAAAGCAGAUUUGGUUAUUUGGUUAAACCAUUUGUAUUCCAGCCAAGAAUCGACAGCUCUUUUAAGCAAAUAAAAUCAUUUGGAGAGGGAGGUACAAGAGCAGGAGAAAUCACCAAUGCCAUCCUUUUCAUGAUUGCCAAGGAUUGUAUGUCUUUCCAGACAGUAGAUAAUGAAGGAUUCAGGAACCUGAUGAAAACUACUGUUCUUCUUUAUUCUGUACCUGGAAGAAAGUCGAUCACAAAAAAAAUGGAAGAAAAAUAUGAGUACUUAAGCGAAUGUGAAAAAAAAUUGGAAAAAAUUGAUUAUUUCUCGGUAACGAUGGAUAUCUGGACCGAUGUACUCAACACCGUUAACUAUUUAGGGAUGACUGCUCACUACGAAUUUGAAGGAGAAUUGCAAUCCACCACGAUUGGUGUUACGGAAAUGACAGAGCGACACAUCUCUGAAGUUAUAGGAAGAUGGGUGAAAACGAUUUUAGAGGACUGGCACAUCAAUGAUGAAAAAAUAGUUGUUGUCGUAACUGAUAACGGAGCGAAUAUUAAAAAAGCAGUUAGAGAUACCUUUGGAUCUGCUAGACAUGUUGCCUGUUUUGCUCAUUCAAUAAAGGACCCCGCACAUUUCUUAUGGAAAUGGGGUCCCGGUCAAAUUGGCUGAAAUUUUGAUAUGAUGUAGGUUUUAACUCACUGAACAAAAGUCUCAAUGGUCACCAGGUCAAAUAAUCAAAAGUUUUUGAGUUAUAGCGGUUCAAAUGUCCAAAAUUGACCUCUGUCAGCCGAUAUAACAACCGUUGCUCAACUCUCACGACGUGGACGUGAUGGUAGGCACUUGAGAUUAAAUGUGUUUCAUUCCGUUGAGAGUUUUUCCUAAGACUUUUAUUUAUGCACACACAUGUGCACGUACACGCACAUACACACGCAUAUUCACUGUUAGACCUUCUCUACAAUGCAGUCGCAAAGUCGCAGUCGUAAGGCCGUAGCCAAUCACAUUCGAGCCUCUUGAAAAUGCUGGGUUUGUGAUUGGCUACGGCCCCCACCAACUCGCGUAUUAGAAAGAUAUCGGACCACUGUUGGUCUCUCUUUCUAAUGUAUAACUACGUCCAACGAGAGAACGUUAUCGGAGUAGACGAAAAUGCGUCCGUUCCGCGCAGAUCUCCUCCCUAGAGACCCCCCACUACGCCGCGAUAUAAGCGCGUUAUUGCUAUUAUACAUGCCACCACUACGCCACGCUAUCCCCACUUCACCCGCCUAUGUGCAGACGGAUAACGUUCUCUCGCUGGACGCAGUAUAGUAUUCAGCGCCUCUUACGGGGACGCGCAGUCUAUUAGAUAAGUCUAUAGCGACAACUGGCGAGAACUAGCGCGCAUCGUAGAAUUAAGGAAGAGAUAGAUAUAUCGAGCGGAAAGGAAAAACGAAUAGAGGUCGUAGGGAAAAGACACGUUCUGUUUAGCUCAUAAUACGCGGGCACUCAGGGCCAAACCUGAUUUAAUAAUACAGAUAAACGCUUACAUCGUACUUAUCAAAAAUUCUAACAUGGCAGGGCGAAACAGAAUACAUUGUUAUAUAUGUGACAUUAAGUUACAAUCACGAGUAAUGACAAAUAUUUCUGGAGAUGAAAAUGAGCAAAAGCGUCAGAUCGCAAUUCGACGUCGUAGCGACCUUAAUCAUCCUCCUCAACAGAUCCAAGAUAAUAGUUGUAUAUGUCUUAAUUGUAAUCGAAGUAUUAAUACGGAAAUAGAUGAAUUAGUACGUGAUUCUGAAUAUUUACAACUAAAUGUUGUAAAGCAGACAAAAAAUAGCUCUUGUAUAUUUUGCAAUCAAUUGCAAGAUCUCAGAAAGUUGUCUGUCAAGUGUAGGGUUAAAGUUUUUAUUAUAAAAAAUAUAUACAUACCUGAAUCAACUCGCUGCUGUCUCCGUCAUUUAGACAUCAAUGGCUUUAUACCGCGGCUUCUAUUGGAGGAUUUACAAUUUAUUAAGAGGCCGUAUCGCUUAUCUGGUAUACAGUUGCAACAUUUUCUGCAGGGUUUACGUCAAUCAGCGAGAAUUGAUGAGCCUGAUUUUAACGAUGAACAAAGCUUUUCCGAAGAUGAAUUUAAAUCGCUAAGUCCAAUAACACGCGAGCAAUUUCAAGAUUUAUAUACAUAUUGCGAUUCUGUACUUGAACCUGGUCAAAACGUUCAUCGUCAUGUUAGCAAGAAACAUCUGCUAACAUUUUUAUGCAAAAUUCGACAAGGAUUAUCUGAUGAUUUUCUGAGAGUCAUUUUUAGAUUCGAUAGUAGGCAAGCUGUAAGCCUCGCUAUUACUACAGUGAGAAGAUCAUUAAUGUCACGCUUUGUUCCUCAUAAUAUUGGAUUGAACGCAAUUACAAGAGAGCAAUAUAUUGAAAGGCAUGUGACAGAUUUUGCAAAUGAACUUUAAAACCCUAAUCCCAAUGUUGGUGUAGCAAUUGCAUAUAUAGAUGGAACUUAUGUAUAUAUCAAUAAAUGUAAUAAUUUUAGAGCACUAA
Messenger RNA from Ooceraea biroi (clonal raider ant), 3327 nucleotides. RefSeq lists its product as uncharacterized. The record is from RefSeq and is a predicted model, not a curated record. Lineage: Eukaryota; Metazoa; Arthropoda; Insecta; Hymenoptera; Formicidae.